AUGAAAGACGGGCAGGGGGACCUCACCCUGGAAAACAUUGCGAACGUGAAGAUCAAGGCCUAUCGAAAUAAUAGCAUUUAUGCAAAUGGCAAAGCGGAGGAGGGGAAGAAGGGCAAGCGCGAAAGCUUCUACAGUGUGUACAUUUUGACGUACAUAAAGCACAUCGUGCGGAUAAAGGCCAACCUGGCGCUGCACGGGGGGCUUUACAGCAACUACUUUGAGAAGUAUGAGGAGGAGUCCAUUUCGAAUAUCAUGCUGGAGAAUUUGCUCUCCAGGGAGGGGGGCGCUGCCAAACAGGGUGGCGGUGGAAAGCAGGGUGGAGGCGGUAAGCAGAGUAGCGGCGGCAGGCAGGGUGGCGCUCGCAAGCAGGGUGGAGGCGGUCAGCAGAGCGGAAGCGGCAACCCGAGUAGCUCUGGCAAGCAGGGCGGGACCGGCGAAGCAACGGGGCAGGCUAACGCAGAGGAGCACAGGGACCUGAACUACUCCAUCAAGGAGCUGCUCAGAAAACUGAUAAAGUCGUACAGAAUCCGGGAGAACAAAAUUUUCCUCGUGACGGGGAUGCUGGGCUGCGGGAAAACCACCUGCGUGAGUUUGGCCAUCGAGUACUUUAACAAGUAUUUACAGAUAGAAAGGAACAUGAACCGGGGGGGCGACAUGCGGAAGGACAUGCGGAAGGACAAGCGGAGCGUGGGGUUCCUCUCGGCGGACGACACCGUGAGCAAGAAGCUGUACAAGAAGACGCCCUACACCGUGAAGAGCUACCAGCAGGAGGAGGUCAGCAGCUGCGAGUCGUCUCCGGGGCAGGCCAGGAAGAAGAUCAAGAUUCACUGCGACGAGCCCCUCUUUAACUUCACCCCGAAGAAGGGGGGGCAUACCGGCAAUAGCGGCCAUAGCGGCCAUGACGGCAAUAGCGACACACGCUGCCAUAGCGACACACGCUGCCAUAGCGACACACGCUGCCAUAGCGGCACACGCUGCCAUAGCGACACACGCUGCCAUAGCGGCAAACGCUGCCAUAGCGGCAAACGCUGCCAUACUGGAAAACGCUUCCAUACUGACAAACGCGGCUGCAAUACUGGGAAGGCCCCGUCCGAUGAAGAGCCGACCCAGGGCACCCCCCACGCGUGGGAGGAAAGUGAAGCCAAAAUGAACGCGCAGCAAAUCAACAUGAACAUAAAAAAUAUAUUCGAAAAUAAUGACCUCUCCCCCCUGAGGAAAAACGCAAACAUACGAAAUAAAAUUCAGUUUGAGCAACUGCUGAAGGAGAAUAACCAUUUGCCCCAAGAGGAGACCCGGAGUGACGAGGACAACCCCGAGUUCAGUGAGAAGUAUAAAAAAAUUGUAGAAGAAAUAAAGAAGGAGGAGAAGGAGCAGAGGUGCAUCUACACCAUCCGAAUCAGUGCCUACCUGUACAGAGAUGACGUGCAGUGCAUCCGGUCCAUCCUCAGUCAGCUUCAAAAUUAUGUGGACGAAGGGGAGUCCAAAAUGGAGGGCAAUUUGCUGCUGAACGAUUAUAUUAUCAAAUUGGAAAAAUUACUCAUCCAAAUUAACAAUGAAAAAAAACAAACUCUCCUCAUCAUAGAAAAUGUAGAAAAAUUCUGUCUUCAAAAUAAGCAGAAUUUGUUAUAUACCCUCUUCGAUUUAUUGCACAAAAAAAAUAUUUGCAUUAACAUCAUCUGCCUGACGAACGUUCUGGACAUCACGCAGACGCUGGAAAAGAGAAUAAAAUCCAGGUUCACCUUCGAAAUGCUUCACAUCUCUCCCAUUUUAAAUAUUGAGGAGAUUUCCAAACUGGUUUACAAAAUUUUGUAUGUCAAUUUGGACGACUUUCAUCUGAUUAAGAAAUAUUAUUCCGUCUAUUUUACCUACGUAGAUUUGAUAAAGAUUCAGAGGUUUCUGCAGAUUUAUAAUGCCACCAUGCAGAAGGAGAUAGCCGAUGGGCUUCUCCUGAAGCAGUGGUCCUACGAUAUUAAUUACGGGCUUGACAUUAGGCAUAUCUACCACACGUGUGUCGAUGCCAUUCUGUCUAUUUGCGAGUAUCAACACAUUCUUAGUGGAGAAAGGGCAACAGAUGGAAACCGCCAAGAGGGGGGGAACAACCUCUACAAGGGUCCCUUCCAAAAAAAUGACCUGCUGGAUGCCCACUCAGAACACACCUCCUCGGCAUCCGACCAGGAAGGCGAAUACUUUAAGAAGGACACUUCAAAUUCGAUAGACUGCAUGGCGAAUCUGCAUACAGAGGGGGAGGACACCUCCCAGUUUAACCACUUCCUGGAGGGGGAACAACUGCGAGAGGCAUCCCCAAUGAAGGGUAAAAAUAGCAGUGUGGAUGACCAUCAUGCCCAACUGGGAAGCGAAAAAUUGGGAAUUUUCUCCAAAGAGAAGAAGGCUAAUUUGGAGUACCUGCGGGAACAGAGGCCAGGGAAGUUAGACUGCACCCCUGUUAAGAGGAACUUCCACCAAGAUGCUACAGGGGAGGGGAAAAAUGGAGGAGGUAGGGAGGGACAUUUCCAUCUAGACAUGAACAUGGAUAUGAGUCCUAGGAAGUUAAAGGAAAAUAUUAAAUUGAAAACCAAAGUGGAAAGUCAAUACAUUUUAAACAACGUACAGUCUAAGUUCAUCAGGAGACACUACAUUAAGAAGGUGCUCAGAGAUCUAUGCACCAUUGAAUAUAUGAUCCUAUGUGCAUUCACACGGUUAUACAAAAAAGAGCUACUUCCUAAAACGCUCUAUGUCAUUUUGCUAGAAAUUAACAAAUUUAAACAAGCCUAUCCGCAAGAACAGAUUGUGGGUUUUUCUCUCGAUGCGUACAGGCGAUCCUUCUUUCGCUUGGUCGAUCUGGACAUCAUCGCUCUGUCGUCUUACUCAUUAAACCAUUUGAAUAUUAAAAAUUUUAGUAACGACCUGUUCGGCCUGCAUGAGCCCACCAAGUUCCCUUGCUACGACAUCUUCCUUGAGAACAUCGAGUCGUAUAAUUUAAACCACAACUUGAUUCAGUGGGUGAAGCACAACACGGAGGUGAUGCAGUGA
Messenger RNA from Plasmodium vivax (malaria parasite P. vivax), 3030 nucleotides. RefSeq lists its product as hypothetical. The transcript has a single exon. Gene Ontology annotation, biological process: DNA replication; DNA replication initiation. Gene Ontology annotation, molecular function: DNA replication origin binding. NCBI's taxonomy places the organism in Eukaryota, Apicomplexa, Aconoidasida, Haemosporida, Plasmodiidae. The coding region runs from base 1 to 3030 and encodes 1009 amino acids. The record is from RefSeq and is a predicted model, not a curated record. Gene Ontology annotation, cellular component: nucleus; nuclear origin of replication recognition complex.